Messenger RNA from Quercus lobata, 1113 nucleotides. RefSeq lists its product as uncharacterized. The transcript has a single exon. The coding region runs from base 1 to 1113 and encodes 370 amino acids. Lineage: Eukaryota; Viridiplantae; Streptophyta; Magnoliopsida; Fagales; Fagaceae. The record is from RefSeq and is a predicted model, not a curated record. Gene Ontology annotation, molecular function: nucleic acid binding; zinc ion binding.
AUGACAAAAAACCGAGAGCUUUCACGAGAGGAGGAAGCGGAGCUAUCCAGUAGUACUAAGAAGGUCAAAGAAGGAUAUCAUGCUGAUUUCAAUGAUGGAAUUAGUGAAAGUGGGCAAUCACAGGGUGGCCAGAACGUUUGGGGGGCGGGGAAAAAAACUUUCAAGGAUAAGUUGAUGGGUGAGAUUCUAGGGGCCUAUGUUGAGGCUUUUGAUUUCUCGGAGCUAUUGGAUUUGGAUGCGGACUCAGACGACGAGAUGGAAGGCCUUCGUGAGGGUUUGGCAGCGAUCAAACUCUCGAGAGAAACCAAAAUCCGUAUCAGAAAGCCGUGGUCCAAUGCAUUGAUUAUUAAGCUUUGUGGUAGACCAAUACGUCUUAGUUUUCUUCAGAGUAAGCUUAACUUAUUGUGGAAACCAGUUGGGUCCUUGGUGUGUGUGGACCUUGGUGAAGAUUUUUUCUCAGUCAGGUUUUCUUUGAAAGAAGAUAUGGAUGCUGUGCUUAAAAACGGGCCAUGGUUUAUUGGGGGACAUUUCCUAUCCAUCAGGCCUUGGGAACCUUUUUUCAAACCAGCGAGUGCGAGUGUUUCGUCUAUUGCAGUUUGGGUUAGGUUGCAUGCUCUACCGUUGGAAUUAUAUGAGAUGGAGGUCCUCAAACAAAUCGGAGAAGCUAUAGGGAGAGUCUUGCGGAUUGAUUCGCAUACUGCCAUGGAGGCCAGAGGAAGAUAUGCUAGGUUAUGUAUUCAGUUAGAUGUUACCAAGCCGCUUAUUAAUACUGUUCUCAUUGGGAGGUUUGAGCAGCCCGUGGUCUAUGAAGGGAUACACAAGCUGUGUUUUUCCUGUGGGAGGAUCGGGCAUAGAUUGGAGGCUUGCCCGCUCACUAUUAAGAAACCAGAACCACCGGUCGAGGGUGGUCCGGUGAGUGCCGGAGAGAAUACGCAUGUUGUGCAUGACUCGUACUGCUCUGGCACAGGUAGUGGAACGAAUAAGGACAGUAUAGCUGGCAGAGAGGAGGACGGGUACGGACCUUGGAUGCUUGUGGCACGUAGGAAGGCUGGGCAGAAGAAAACAAAUAAUGCCGUUACUUCUGAGAAUCAUUCCAAGCAUGGGCUGGGCUGA